CCUAGCCGCUCUCAGUAAACAUCCCAUUUUUCUUUGUAUACUCUUAACCAGUUUCAUAGUUUGGGGACGGACUUCCUCGUCUUGUUUUAUCUCUCCAUCGAGGGUUUGAAUUGUUCUCCUUAUAAGUAGCUGUCAGUAACUUCUCUCUUCUUAAGCUAAUCUCGUCCUUCACCUUCGCGACUCAACGACUUGUAAUUUGUUGUCGCAACACACCUAGGAAUACUGAUGGGUAAGAAGAAAUGUACAAAAUUGCUUGGAAACAAAGAAGAAAAAGAAGAUGCUGCUGUGGAGCAGAAGCAGUCAGCUUCUUCAACACCCAAGAAGGCUGGGAAUGAAAUUGAUGAAAUCUUUUCUGGUAAAAAGAGGAAGAGACCUGAACAAGUAAAGACUGAGAAAUCAAAGGGUGAUGAGGGUUUAAAACCAAAAUCCAAGAAGAAAAACAAGGAUAAGAGCAAAGGAGGAUCCAAUGAGGGUGGAACCAUUGACCCUGCUAGGCCUCGGAAGAAAACUGAAGAUGGGCUAGUAAUUUAUACUGAAGAGGAGCUGGGUAUGAAUAAAUCUAAUGCUGGAGGUACCCCACUUUGCCCAUUUGAUUGUGAUUGUUGCUUCUAAUAUUAUGCAUAGUGGAAUGGAACAUUUGGAGCAAUGAGACGUUUGUAUUUUUCAAAUUUUCAAUCACAAUUUUGAUUUUUCAGUCUGCAGAUUUUGGAUUAGGUUCAUUCUGAUAUAGCAAUUUCGUCUUGAUGUAUUUGCAAAUUGGAAUGGUUUCAGAUGGAAUUUUUUUAUCUAUGGCAGCUAUUAGAAUCGUUUUGUCUUUGGAGAGCUAGAGCUGAAUCUGCUUCCCAGUUCUUUGAUAUUUUCUAUGAUGUCGUAUGUUUUCAUUGUAUCAUGUAAAUGUUGUCCUCUUGAUGUACCCAUUAAACCUUGCUUGAGGCUUACAUUGUGGAUGAUAACAUUUUCUUAAUUCCACUUGCAAAAGUGCGAAGAGCACUUGGCAGUUAUGGACAAAGAGCAAUUGUAACUUUGCUCACACUUCUGUCAAGUAAAUAU
Molecule: messenger RNA, 1050 nt
Organism: Rubroshorea leprosula
Lineage: Eukaryota; Viridiplantae; Streptophyta; Magnoliopsida; Malvales; Dipterocarpaceae
Source: the annotation of a GenBank genome assembly